Parnassius apollo (apollo) is the source of this 333-nucleotide messenger RNA. Lineage: Eukaryota; Metazoa; Arthropoda; Insecta; Lepidoptera; Papilionidae. The record is from the annotation of a GenBank genome assembly.
AUGGGUAACCAGGGAUCACUUCAGCCUGGAGAUAGUUCUGUCAACCCAGAAAAAGUAUCACUAAAUUUAGACUCUGCAAUCCAAAAUGAAAUUAUAGAUAACAUGCUUGAUAUUGACAUAAGUAUUUCAGAGGUUAUUGAUCAACUAUCACACGUACCAUCAAAUAAGCAGCGACCGUCAAAUGAACCAGGACCGUCAAAUACAAAGCCUACAGAAAAUUUUAAUGUAGAAACAAUAAGACCGUUUCCAAAAGCACCUCCUCGUGUCGAAUCCAAACGGAAGCGUUCAAGGAAAUCGACGAUUCUCACUGAUACCCUGAAAAAUUGGCCUUAG